Molecule: messenger RNA, 861 nt
Organism: Cylindrotheca closterium
Lineage: Eukaryota; Bacillariophyta; Bacillariophyceae; Bacillariales; Bacillariaceae
Source: the annotation of a GenBank genome assembly
AUGAAAGCUAUAAUGAAAAGUUUGCUUCUGUUAUCAGCGGGAUUCAUCUGGUCUGCAAAGGGACAUCCGAUGAUCAUUGAAUUGCAAGAAAAUGAAGAAAGAUGCAUCAACCUGAAUAUUCCUGAGGACGAUGACGCACAUUUGAUUUUCCUGCCGCUUCCUUCCGAAGCGGAAACCACGAAUGAGUGGAUCAAGAAAUACGAAGAUCUAGAGCAACACUUCCUCGGCCAGAUUGUCAAACUGACAAAAUCACGAAUGCACAGUUCACUUCCAAAGCAAUUUGUCGACGACCCACCCGCUGACAUUAAAGCUAUUAUGGACGAACUCGUUCACGAAUGGUACGAGGGUGAGACUAAUUCUAUGGCUGAAGUGAAACUUACCAAUCCGCACACACAAGGAUCCACUACCAUGGAGACACAUUGGUUCCACCCAUUGGUAUUGAACCAUUUGCGUCGUAUCCUUCAGCACAACCAACAACGGGACAAGGCUCCAUUGGAAGGAUAUGAAAUUUGUAUCACAUCUAAGAAUGAAGAAGUCCCAAUUCUCAUGAUGAUAGAACACGUCAUGACCAGCGACGACAUAUUUGACGACGAGGAGGACACCAAAUCUGGAAUGAUGUUCAAGAGUGAGCACUUGACGCCCUUGCAAGAUCAGUUGGACGGCAGUAUUCAUGCAGCCAACACGGUCAUUCGAGAACUGAACUUGAUGGAGAAACGGGAAAAGCGAAUGCGAAAGACUGCAGAUAGUAUCAACUGGAGAGUCCGUAAUUUUUCCUACCUUUCGGUCAUUGUGUUGAUACUGGUGACCUUUUUCCAAGUGACAUACCUCAAACGAUACUUCAAGAAGAAGAAGCUCUUGUAA